Molecule: messenger RNA, 561 nt
Organism: Camelina sativa (false flax)
Lineage: Eukaryota; Viridiplantae; Streptophyta; Magnoliopsida; Brassicales; Brassicaceae
Product: NEP1-interacting protein 1
Biological process (GO): ubiquitin-dependent protein catabolic process
Molecular function (GO): ubiquitin protein ligase activity
Source: RefSeq, a predicted model, not a curated record
AUGGAGUCUGGAGACGUGAAAAUCAAUUUCAUUACGAAGACGUUCAGUACUGUAACCUCACCUUCACCCUUGAACCUCAAUAAUGUUUGCAUCACCUUCUCUAAGCGAUACAAGAAGUCUCCUAUUGGCAAAUCCGUUAGAAGCGUCCCUUGGACUGGAUUUGAUCCAGCAUCUCCUCUCCCCGUCUCCCAAAUCAAUUUGAAACUCUCUUACAACGAGUUUACUCCGAUCCAUCUCUUCCCGCUCAUCAAUACUCCUCUCCAAAAUCGUCCCUUGUCCAAAUAUAUCGCUGAGGCAAUCGCUGCUCGAGCGUAUCUAAGCGUUGGGCUUCUACACUCGAUGCUCAUGUCAGUUGACGUUAUUAUUACUCAAACGCUGUUUGCAGUGACUCCCGCCGUUUCUUGUCUUGCGGAAGAAGAAACCCGAGAAGGAGAGAACAAGUCGACGUGUCCCAUCUGUUUGGAGAAUUUGUUAAACGAUGACGACAACAUUGAUGACAAAAUAGAAAAUUGCCACAUUGUUUGCAUCGAUUUCAUAAAGAAUGUAUCAGCGAGUGGUUAA